AUGGUGAGCUCAAAUGGCGAUACAGGCCCCGUCGGUAUCCUGCCUCUAGUUUGGUAUGUAGUUAUUGUUGCUGCGCCACGAGCCCUUACUGCUACGUUGGACGACACGGCCCUGCCUCCACCGCUGUUCCCAUCGAUGGAGAUCUCUUCUCCACUAUCCUCUUCAUGCCGACUCUCUCAUCUAUACUUUUGUGGCUCUCAUGGCACGUGCGAUGUUGGCUUCUCUGCAUCUGGUGAUGAAACAGAUAGCUCUACCACCACCAUUCACCACCGUCGUGUUGUCGGAGCUCACCUUGAACAUCGAAUGUGCCAUCUCCGCAUCUAUGCCCAGUCAACAUCGUCUUUUCUCCUCUACCGAAGUUUCGGAGAAAAGAGACGAAAGCACGGUGAGGGAGAGAGUGAAAUGAAUGGUGGUGCGGCAAUCGAAUCCAAAUCUACGGCUAUUUCCACCCAUGUAACAUUGACAAAUUUGCAAUCGAUUGGUGAAGGCUCAUCGUCUUCGCCAAAUAUUUUGAAAAUAUACGAUGCACAAUUAGCCAAAAAUCAAAGAAGAAUCUCCAUAACUAAUUAA
This is a messenger RNA of Arabis nemorensis, 570 nucleotides long. NCBI's taxonomy places the organism in Eukaryota, Viridiplantae, Streptophyta, Magnoliopsida, Brassicales, Brassicaceae. The record is from the annotation of a GenBank genome assembly.